Ceratotherium simum simum (southern white rhinoceros) is the source of this 1988-nucleotide messenger RNA. It is a transcript of the gene RAD51AP1, whose product is annotated as RAD51 associated protein 1. Gene Ontology annotation, biological process: double-strand break repair via homologous recombination; interstrand cross-link repair. NCBI's taxonomy places the organism in Eukaryota, Metazoa, Chordata, Mammalia, Perissodactyla, Rhinocerotidae. Gene Ontology annotation, molecular function: single-stranded DNA binding; double-stranded DNA binding. The record is from RefSeq and is a predicted model, not a curated record.
CGCAGGGACGGCAGGUGGUCAUUGGAGGACUGGUGGCAGGGGGCGGAGAGCUCCGUGUCUGGUUUUCGGCGGGAAUUGAAACCGCCGCUGCUGCCGCCACGAACUUGAGAGCUGCGAGUUUCCAGCCUUGAAGGGGGCAUGGUGCGGCCUGUGAGGAAUAAGAAACCGGUCAAUUACUCACAGUUUGAGGACUCUGACAGUGAUGAUGAUUUUGUUUCUGCAACUACACCUCUAAAUAAGAAAUCCAGAACAACACCAAAGGAGUCAAAAAUAGAAAAAACAAAACCUAAAUUGAAAAAUCUCCAGAAAGAAGACAUGCCACUACAAGAGAAAACCCCUAAAAAAAGGGUGGCUUUAGAUGACAAGCUCUACCAGAGAGACUUAGAAGUCGCACUAGCUUUAUCAGUGAAGGAACUUCCAGCAGUCACCAUAGAUGUGGAGGAGUCUCAAGAUAAAAGCAUUGAAAAACGUGGCAAUAGUGAAAUAGAAAGAAUGAAUAAGUCUCCCCAUAUCUCCAACUGCAGUGUAGCCAGUGAUUAUUUAGAUUUGGAUAAGAUUACUGAGGAAGAUGAUUUUCAUGGUGUUCAAGGGAAAAGAAAAGCAGCAUCUAAAGCUGUGGUGCAACAAAGGAAGAUUCUUUUGGAAGACGGUGACGGUGAUGGUGCUAAUGACUCCGAACCAGACUUUGCAACUGGUGAAGAUGCUGAAGAUGAUUCUGAUUAUAAUGAGAGUGAAGACCAUGAUGAAGACUUCCCUGUGAGAAAAAGUAAAGUUAAGGAAAUUAAAAAAAAAGAAGUGAAGGUAAAAUCCCCAGUUGAAAAGAAAGAGAAGAAACCUAAAUCCAAAUGUAAUGCUUUGGUGACUUCAGUAGACUCUGCUCCAGCUGCUGUCAGAUCAGAAUCUCAGCCCUCACCAAAAAAGGUUUCUCUUUCUUCAGAGGCUGCUGGGAAACCAUUACACAUACGCAGUCCUUCAGCUGAAAGCAAGAGACCUAAGUGGGUCCCACCAGCGGUAUCCGGAAGUAGCAGCAACAGCAGCAGCCCACUGGCAGGAGUGUUUGUUAAAUCCCCAAACCAGAGUCUCCGCCUUGGCUUGUCCAGAUUAGCGCGAGUUAAACCUCUGCAUCCAAAUGCCGCUAGUAGCUGAGUGUGGGAGCGGAGAAAUCUUUGAUUGAGAGAAUCGCAGUUUUAUAAGUGUGUUUAUAUUUGAUUUGUGUUUAUAUUUGAGGAGGGUAUUAUAAUAAGAAGGAAUCUUUUAAUGUCAUAUAAAUUAUAGUCAUCCCUCAGUAUCUGCGGGGGAUUGGUUCCAGGAACCUCCAGGGAUACCAAAAUCCGCAGACGGUGAGUCCCUUCCAUGUUAUAAAAUGGCAUACUACAGUGAAUACAGGGUUUCGAAUCCAUGGAUACGGAGGGCUGACUGUAUCUCUACCCAGUUUGUGAUUAUAUUCUCUGAAAAGCUAUUCAAGACUUCAAUAAGAGGUUUGUUUAUAAGAAUUAUCUUGUAAUGUCAUUUGCUUCUGAAGAGCAUAUUUUAUUUUCCUUAUGUAUAAUAAGUCAUUGUCAUUAAGUGGUUGUCAGUUUGACAAUGAGGAAGUCCACAUUACAUGCUGUUCUUUUCUAGUAACGUAAUGUUCCUUUCUAGCUUUGUCUAGUUUAUGGCACCUUAACUUUAACUGUUCAGAGUUUAUCUGGCAAAAGGAAACAUUCCUGUUUCUUCCAGGAGACAUUUCUAAAAUCUUAUAAAUUACUUAAGCUACAUUGUCCCUUUAAUUCGUAGAUGUUUCAUAUUUUAGCCAAAUGUUUUUAUGUUAAGAAUUCAGAAUUAUUGUCCACAUUAAAAUGGUUGCUAUGCUAUGGCAUAUGUCCCCUACUUAGAAGUAGAUGGUUAUUGUAUAGCAAAUAGAAUUUCAUGACAUUUUAUGAAGCGCUCAUUGUCAAAACAUUUAAUAAAAGUGAAAACGUUUUGAUAUGCUCUUUUCCUUGAUACCA